UGUGAGCAUGCGCUGAUUGACACGCGUGGAGGCGCGAAUGAAGAACAAAACACAGGAAAUGUGUGUGUGUUUAACACUGUAAGAGCGAAAUGACCACAUAUUCGAGAUGAUAGACAUUAGUGACGUGUAAGUGUGAGUUUGAGAGAUGAGCAGCUGUAAGAAUUAAAGCGGUUCUGCACACGAGACGAACCGCAGAUGUCUGCGCGCGACUGCAGUCAGCCAACAGAGGGCAGCAGCGCUGAAGUGUCUGUGAUCAUGCCGGUGUAUAACGCCUCCGAUUGGCUGGACGAGUGUCUUCAGUCGAUACUCCAGCAGGAUUUUCAGGGCUGUAUGGAGCUGUCUGUGUAUGACGACGGCAGUACGGAUAACUCCAGAGAGAUGAUUGAAAGCUGGAGGGAGAGGUUGGAGGAGAGAGGCGUUUCCAUGGUGAUGUCAGGCCAUAACUCCACCAGUCCUAGAGGAGUUGGAUUUGCUAAAAACCAGGCAGUGUGUCAGAGCUCCGGACGAUUCCUCUGUUUUCAGGAUGCGGAUGAUGUCAUGAGACCUCAGAGGGUGAGACUACAACAUGAAGCUGCUGUGUUAAACCCAACAGCUAUUGUUGGUUGUAAAGUUUGUCGAGUUCCUGAAGGCUCCACAGAACGAUACACCAGGUGGAUCAACAGUCUGACACCAGAUCAGAUCAUCACACAGGUCUACACCUCUCACGGGCCGACGGUCGUCAUGCCAACCUGGUUCUGCUCAAGCGAUUGGUUCCAGAAAGUUGGUCCGUUUAAUGAAGGAGGAAAGGGCGUUCCGGAAGAUCUGCUGUUCUUCUACGAGAGUCUGCGUCGUGGAGGGGGCGUGGUCAGAGUAGAUGAGUGUUUAUUGGUGUAUCGAUAUCAUGAACACGCGGCAACACAUUCUGUUCUGGAGGAGACGAUCUGGAGCCUCCGCGUGGACUUCCUGCAGGAGCGAGUGCUCAGCCAAUGGGAAUCGUUCACCAUAUGGAACGCUGGGAAACAGGGACGAAAGCUCUACCGCAGUUUGACACCGGCCAAUCAGAAGAAGGUGAAGGCGUUGUGUGACGUCGACGAAAACAAAAUCCAGAAGGGCUUUUACACGUAUGAGGAGUCACAGGAACGACCUAAACCCAAGAUUCCCGUGCUUCACUUCACAACGGCAUCUCCUCCGUUUAUAGUGUGUGUGAAACUGGACAUGACCGAUGGAGUGAUGGAGGAGAAUCUGCGCUCGCUGCAGUUAACAGAGGGAAAACAUUAUUACCAUUUCAACUGAAUCUGAAACACAAGCGUGUGUGUGAGAGAGAGAGAGCUGGGAAUGUGUUCAUGCUUCACUUCUCAGAAUACCAGCCUUGAGAAACCUCUCACAUCACUAUUAGCACCUAGUCUUCAACCCACACACACAGACGUUUGUUUGCAUUCCUGAUGGCCCGCGUGUCGCCCUCUUUUCUGGGUGACCCGUCUCACAGAACCGUUUCCCGCGGGCGUGCUCGGCUUUGAUCAGAACAAACACACACUGCCCGAUAGAGACUGAAACACGGGUUCGGUUUUAAUGUGCGUUUAAAUGAAAGGUUUACACGAAAUUGAAUAUUUGUGUCAUUUCAAACCUGCAUACACAAAAGAAGAUAUUGUGAAGAAUGGCAAAACCCCAUUGACUUCCAUUGUAUGUUUCUCAAAACAUCUUCUUUUGUGUUCCACAGAAGAAGUACAGUGAUAUUUUACUUUUUUUUUUGUGGUGAAUAAAUGAUGAUAACAUGUUUAUUUUUGUCUGAACUGGCCUUUUAAGAAAGCAGUUUUAAAUCAGAAGUGGUAUGACUGAAUCAAGCUGGUUUCACCAAUGAAAGUCAUUUUAAGAAAGAAAACAACUUUUUAAAGGAAUGGCUGUGUUGUUUUAACAUUAUGUUGUUGUCUUUUAAAUACUAAUCAUAUGUUAUAGAGACAUUAGGGUAUUUGUUGUGCGUGUGUAACUAAUGUCAGGUUUAGGCCACGGCGGUCUCGUCGUGAUUGGUCAGGAUACUUUUAUCUCUUUUCUUUUCAACAGUCAUUCAUUUUCCUUUAGAUUGUGUGUUUGAGAGAGAGAGAUUGGAAUGUGUGUGUUCCAUUAAAACAUUAUCUGAGGUCAGCGGGCACGUGUGUGUGUGCGUGUGUGUGCGCGCUCAUUCUGUCAUCAGUCUUGACGUGUUCCAGGUGAUGAAGCAUGCUGUAGGUGUGUGUGUUUGUGAGGGGUCAGGUCAGAGGUCAUGACCUAUAAAUAUUUAGGAUGGUGUAGAGAUGGAGGCUGGAGUCAUUGCACCAUUUUAAAGAAACAUGUCUGUGUAGAGAUCACAGAAAUGUCCAGACGCACAUCACACCUCUCAUUCUCCCCUUAUGGUGUUACACAUUACACAAAUAUUGCCUUACAGCUAUUUUAGUUUUGGUAUAUU
Molecule: messenger RNA, 2419 nt
Organism: Triplophysa rosa
Lineage: Eukaryota; Metazoa; Chordata; Actinopteri; Cypriniformes; Nemacheilidae
Gene: b3gntl1
Product: UDP-GlcNAc:betaGal beta-1,3-N-acetylglucosaminyltransferase-like 1
Exons: 12
Coding region: 196-1272 (358 amino acids)
Source: RefSeq, a predicted model, not a curated record